AUGAAUUCAACGUUAACUGAUUACAAUGUCUUAAAUAUCCCAACAGACAUCAAAACAAUUACAUUAACAGUUUCAUUUAUCCUAACAUUUUAUCUAUUCAAAAAAUAUUUUACCGCUGAUAAGAAAUUUCCAACUACAAUAAGCGAAACAACUCAAAAACCUAAAACUUUUUAUGAUAAUGUACCUACAUCACUUGAAUUAAUACCACAGACUAAUUUCAAAUGGGAUGAAAUAGAUCCUUUAAAACUGUACCCUUUUAAAAAUGCAGUGUAUAAAUUAACAAUGGGUAUAAAAAAUUUAAAUUAUCAAGAUUGGCUUUUAAUUGAACCAACUUAUUUAUCAAGAUUGGAGAAUAAGAAACAGAUUUUAAACAAUUGUCAUCCUGAUCAUCCAAAGGAUAAGAAUACAAGAGAUUCUACAUUAUUUAUAACUGAUGAAGCUAAUGAUGCCGUUGUUGAUUUUUAUGAAAUUGUUAUGAAUUAUAUGUUGACUAAAUAUCCAACUUGUUUUAAAUUAAUUGAUAAUGACCAAAAAAUUGAAAAUUUAAUUACUAACAAAUCAUAUCCAAGGUAUGGUAGUGGUAUAGAUGGGAUUAAAUUACAAGAAUAUCUCACUGAAAAUAUAGAAGAAGAUUUUAUAAUUUUAUUAAAAGAUCCCAAAAAAAUUCAUGAAAAAAACGGUGAAGAAUAUUUUUUCAAAGCUGGAGUAUUUGCAUUUGCAGCAGGAUUUGAUCCAAAUGAUAGAUUUAAUAUGCCAUUAACUUUUAUUCAUGAAAGAAUACCAGGUUAUGAAACAAAAUUAAAAUUAUCAAUGAAUAAAUUUUUCAAUCGUAUAAAUCCAAAUCAAUUUGUAACAAGAUCAAAUUGGUCAAUUCAACCACAUAGUAAAUUUUACGUUGAUGAUAAUAAUAAAGGUCAUAAUUUACCUGAUGAUUAUAUACAAAAGGCUAUACCUUACAAGGAAAUGAAAUUUGAAGAAUAUUAUUAUAGAUCUGAACGUCAAGUAUUAACUAAAUUACCUAAAACUGAAGCUAUUGUAUUUACUAUUAGAACUUAUUUAAUUCCAUUAAAUCAAGUAAAAGCUGAAGGUAAAGAAGUUAGAGAAAGAUUAAUUGGUGGUAUAAGAGGAUUUCCAGAAGAUAUUGCUCGUUAUAAAAGAGCAAGUGAAUGGGGUCCUUCAAUUAUUCAAUAUUUAGAAGAAGAUUAA
Messenger RNA from Lodderomyces jiufengensis, 1206 nucleotides. It is a transcript of the gene HRQ2, whose product is annotated as Hrq2p. Bases 1 to 1206 code for a protein of 401 amino acids. The transcript has a single exon. Lineage: Eukaryota; Fungi; Ascomycota; Pichiomycetes; Serinales; Debaryomycetaceae. The record is from RefSeq and is a predicted model, not a curated record.